AAUGAAAAGUUCAAAACAGAGCCUCUGAGUGCAGAGUCGGGAGCUCUGGGAGGGCCGAGUCUGCCUUGCAACCGCUGCGGGUACGUCGCGGGGUACAGCCUACGUGUAUCCGUGCCACGUCGCGGGAGGCUGGCAGCUGAGCCCCCCAGGAACCGCUCCCAGGAGCCCCCAAAGUAGCCACUAACUUUGAGCAAAGUUUGUAGCGCCUCUCCCCGCCCGCACGCUGCGUGCCGGGGCCCGUAGAGGGCCGCGGUGGCCCACGGGGAUGCGCCCUUCAGGCUGUUACGGACUCCCUAAGGCGUCCCCUGCGCUGCUGAUGCUGCUACCGCUUCUGGUACCGCUACUGGGGGCGCCGCGCGGCGUGGGCGCGGGGGUGGGCUCGCCCGCGGAGCUGCGGGUCCGCGUGCGGCUGCUUGACGGCCAGGUGACAGAGGAGAGCCUGCAGGCGGACAGCGACAACGACAGCAUCAGCCUCGAGCUGCGCAAGCCCGACGGCACCCUCGUCUCCUUCAUUGCCGACUUCAAGAAGUAUGUGAAGAUCUUCCGGGCCCUGAUCCUGGGGGAGCUGGAGAAAGGUCAGAGUCAGUUCCAGGCCCUCUGCUUUGUCACCCGGCUGCACCACAAUGAGAUCAUCCCCAGUGAGGCCAUGGCCAAACUUCGACAGAAAAAUCCACGUGCUGUGCGUCAGGCUGAGGAGGUGCGGGGCCUCGAGCACCUGCACAUGGACAUCGCCGUAAACUUCAGUCAGAGGGGCCUGCUGAGUCCCCAUCUCCGCAAUGUGUGUGCAGAGGCCAUGGAUGCCAUCUACACCCGCCAGGAGGAUGUCAAGUUCUGGCUGGAGCAAGGUGUGGACAGCUCCAUCUUCAAGACUCUGCCCAAGGACACAGAGCAGGCUUUGCUACCUCGCUGCAGGCUUCACUGGGGCAGGUGGGACCUCCCAGCUCUGAGACAGACACACCUGUGCCUUUCCCCAGACCCAGGUUUGGCCACAAGAGCAGGUACCACCUUUCCCCUUCUAAACAGAAAUAUGUUUGUAGGGUUCUGGGGCAUGGAGGGAGCAUGAAGUAUGAGGAAAACUUGAAUUUAAGAUUUUUAAUGCAAAGUAUUUAUCAUUUCUACCAGAAAUAAAAGUUUCAAUUUUUACUUGACUCACUUUGGGCCAAUACAGUACUGCCACCUGUUGUCAGGAAAAGUUCUGUACUCUAUCAGUGACCAAUCUUGGGAUACUUUCUAAAGCACCUAUUGUAUGUUCAGCCACUCGGUGGUAGGGAGAGGGUGUGGGUAGAAGGAUGUUACUAGGGAAGGAUAAGACAAACCUUCUGUGCUGAAGAAGAGGAGACAUACACAGAUGAGCAAGACAGACAGUAGUAGACAGCAUGGGAUAUAUUAAGUCAAGAGAUAAGAUGAAAACUUCAGAACCAGACUUCCAGGGUUCAAAUCCUGGCCUCACUUAUUUGCUCUGCAGCCUUGGGUCAAGUUACUUUAUCUCUCUGCCUCAGCUCUCUCAGCUAUAAAAUGAGCUUAAUUGUGAGACAAGUGAGUUCAUACAUUUCAAGUGCCCAGCACAUAGUGUUUAUUGUGUUAGCUAUUUUUAUAUCAUUACUAUUAGAAGAGCAGACAUUUCCUCAUGUAUAACCUGAUACAACCAAGGCAGAUAUCUUGAAGGCAUCUACACUUCCAAAGUAUCUUCCGAUAUAAGGAGGCUGUAAUAUGAAGUAUGGGCCAGAUGCUGGAAGACUUCCAAGAAUAAGGGAUGUACAAGCUGAACUUACUGCAGAAAAGUUUUCUGGAUGAGAGGAGGUAUGGUUUGAGGCUGAAGGAUGGUAAGAAUUUGGCAAGGUAGGGGGGCUAGGCUUCAGGGGCCAGAAAAGUCCCAGAGGUCCCACAGAUCACCCAACUCCUUAGGAAAGAAGGGACCAGGAGAAUCAAAUUCUUCCUCAGAGCCCUUGGAGAGGGAAAGAGGCUUACAGGGUAGUCCCCCUUACUUUGCUCCCCAGCACUUUCAGAACAGUCUGCUGCUGCCCCUUGAACCUGUGCAGGCCAGAGGGUUGUGGUGAGAGCCAGGCUUACCUGGCCACGAUCAGAGUUAUGGGUCGGUGGGGAGACAAGGACCAACUUCGGCCAUGUAGGAGAUGGAGGGGCAGGGGAGCAAGGCGUUCCUCUCCAGGCCUUUUCCUCCUUGCCCUCCUGGAUAAUAUGGGGCAUCAGCUCUAAGCUCUCAUCCCUCCAGGUGAGGGAGGUGAUUACUUGGAGAAGGCACGUACUUCCCUAUGUGUCUGCGUUUAGUGCUAGAGAUGGGGUCCCCACAUCAUAUACCUUCCCUACACACUUUCAACUAACCAAAAACAAUACUUUUGUAAAAAGUAAUGUUUUCAAGACAUAAGAGUGCUUUUCUGAUCUUCCUUUGGAAGGACUAGUGCCUUCAAGGUUGCCUGUCCCCUGCAGUAAGGGGGGCUUUUUGGCACCUCCCUGCCUGCGGUCUCAAGGUAUGGGGAUGAGAAUUAAGAUUUCCUGAGAAUUGGUGCUGAUCCUGCACACAGGCAAAGUCUACACCUGCUGUCAUUCCAAAUAAACCUAACCUCCAACCUUGUGCUGUCAUGGUGCCUCCAAUUCCACCAUACAGUCACUUCUCAGCUGACAAGUUUCGGGUGCAUCAAAAUCCCUCGGGAGCUUGUUGAAUCGAUAGAGGUGGUCAGCUAUUUGCAAACACUGAGACAAUGCUUUAC
Messenger RNA from Pteronotus mesoamericanus, 2726 nucleotides. RefSeq names its product out at first homolog (gene OAF). The transcript has 5 exons. NCBI's taxonomy places the organism in Eukaryota, Metazoa, Chordata, Mammalia, Chiroptera, Mormoopidae. The coding region runs from base 266 to 1063 and encodes 265 amino acids. The record is from RefSeq and is a predicted model, not a curated record.